This is a messenger RNA of Leguminivora glycinivorella, 435 nucleotides long. RefSeq lists its product as uncharacterized. Lineage: Eukaryota; Metazoa; Arthropoda; Insecta; Lepidoptera; Tortricidae. The transcript has a single exon. Gene Ontology annotation, molecular function: nucleic acid binding; RNA-DNA hybrid ribonuclease activity. The coding region runs from base 1 to 435 and encodes 144 amino acids. The record is from RefSeq and is a predicted model, not a curated record.
AUGUGGAACAGUGAAAAAAAGACCAAAGCCCUCAAACUAGCCUUACCUGACUACGGCACCGUCUACCUGACUGAGCUUCUGGCUAUACAUCAGGUGACAAAAAUAGUGUCAAACCAUCAGGCGACGACAUUUGGAAUCUACAGCGACUCAAUGGCAGCCCUUCAAACAGUUACCAACCAUAGCUGCAUUUACCCGCUAGCAGUAGAGUCAAGGAAAAACAUAAGAGAAAUAUCUCUCCAGAACAGAAUAAUUUCAAUAUUCCUUAUAAAAGCUCACGCGGAACUGGAAGGUAACGAGAGGGCUGACCAACUGGCAAAGGAGGCUGCCACAAAAUCGAAGAAAAGACCAGAUUAUGACCUAUGCCCAAUCUCAUUUGUCAAGCGAAGCAUUCGUAUGGCAACACUUGACAAAUGGAACCACAUAAUGGUAUGUUAA